Molecule: messenger RNA, 3661 nt
Organism: Orycteropus afer afer
Lineage: Eukaryota; Metazoa; Chordata; Mammalia; Tubulidentata; Orycteropodidae
Source: RefSeq, a predicted model, not a curated record
GAGGGCGAGGCACCUAGCAGCGAGACUGGCACAUCACUGGACAGCCCCUCAGCCUACCACCAGGGCCCCUUGGUGCCUGGCUCCAGCCUGAGCCCUGACCACUACGAGCACACUUCACUAGGGGCCUAUGGGCUGUACUCCGGGCCAUCAGGACAGCAGCAGCGCACACGGAGGCCCAAGCUGCAGCACUCGACCUCCAUCCUGCGCAAGCAGGCCGAGGAAGAGGCAAUCAAGCGCUCGCGGUCACUCUCUGAGAGCUAUGAGCUCUCCUCGGAUCUGCAAGAUAAACAGGUGGAGAUGCUAGAACGAAAGUAUGGGGGGCGCCUUGUGACCCGCCAUGCGGCCCGCACCAUCCAGACAGCGUUCCGCCAGUACCAGAUGAACAAGAAUUUCGAGCGCCUCCGCAGCUCCAUGUCAGAGAACCGCAUGUCACGCCGCAUUGUGCUAUCCAACAUGAGGAUGCAGUUCUCCUUUGAGGGACCUGAGAAAGUGCAUAGCUCCUACUUCGAGGGGAAGCAAGUCUCAAUGACCAACGAUGGCUCCCAGUUGGGUGCCCUGGUUCCAUCUGAAUGUGGUGACCUUGGCAAGCCAGCCACCAUCAAGUCACCAGCCACCUCCAGUGACUUUGCAGAUGCCAUCACAGAGCUGGAGGAUGCCUUCUCCCGGCAAGUAAAAUCGUUGGCAGAGUCCAUUGACGAUGCCCUCAAUUGCCGUAGCCUGCAUGCCGAGGAGAUGCCAGCCCCUGACUCCGCUCGGGCCCGGGACACCGAGCUGAAGCCGACCCUGCACGGCAUGGACAACCGCAAGCUAGAUGAGAUGACUGCUUCAUACAGUGACGUCACCCUGUACAUUGAUGAAGAAGAGCUAUCGCCACCUCUGCCCCUCUCUCAGGUGGGGGACCGGCCAUCCAGCACUGAGUCAGACCUGCGGUUACGGGCUGGGGGUUCAUCGCAGGACUACUGGGCCCUGGGUCACAAGGACGACAAGGGGGACACGGACACAAGCUGCCGGAGCACGCCUUCCCUGGAGCGGCCAGAGCAGCGGCUGCGAGGGGAGCAUCUCCCCCUGUUAACCAUUGAGCCACCUAGCGACAGUUCUGUGGACCUCAGUGACCGCUCGGACCGCGGCUCACUCAAGAGGCAAAGUGCCUAUGAGCGCAGUCUUGGUGGGCAGGAGGGCAGCCCCAAGCAUGGCCCCCACAGCGGCCCCCCCAAGGGCUUGCCCCGGGAGGAGCCAGAACUGCGGCCCCGGCCCCCCAGGCCCAUUGACAGCCACCUGGCCAUCAAUGGCUCAGCCAAUAGGCAGAGCAAGUCUGAGUCAGACUACUCGGAUGGGGACAAUGACAGUAUCAACAGCACGUCCAAUUCCAAUGACACCAUCAACUGCAGUUCUGAGUCUUCGUCCCGUGACAGCUUGCGGGAACAGACACUCAGUAAGCAGACCUACCACAAAGAGACCCGCAAUAGCUGGGACUCACCUGCCUUCAGCAAUGAUGUCAUCCGCAAGAGACACUAUCGCAUUGGACUGAACCUCUUCAACAAGAAGCCUGAGAAGGGAGUCCAGUACCUCAUUGAACGUGGCUUCGUGCCUGACACGCCAGUGGGGGUGGCCCACUUCCUGCUGCAACGCAAGGGCCUCAGCCGGCAGAUGAUUGGCGAGUUCCUGGGCAAUCGGCAGAAGCAGUUCAACCGUGAUGUGCUUGACUGCGUGGUGGACGAGAUGGACUUUUCAGCCAUGGAGCUGGAUGAAGCCCUCAGGAAAUUCCAAGCCCACAUCCGCGUCCAGGGGGAGGCACAGAAAGUGGAGCGGCUUAUCGAGGCCUUCAGCCAGCGGUACUGCAUCUGCAACCCCGGGGUAGUGCGGCAGUUCCGGAACCCAGACACCAUAUUCAUCCUGGCCUUUGCCAUCAUCCUGCUCAACACGGACAUGUACAGCCCCAACGUCAAGCCCGAGCGUAAGAUGAAGCUAGAGGACUUUGUCAAGAACCUCCGAGGUGUGGAUGACGGUGAGGACAUUCCCCGGGAGAUGCUCAUUGGGAUCUAUGAGCGGAUCCGCAAGCGGGAGCUGAAGACCAAUGAGGACCAUGUGUCUCAGGUGCAGAAGGUGGAAAAGCUCAUUGUGGGGAAGAAGCCGAUUGGAUCCCUUCACCAUGGGCUUGGCUGUGUGCUGUCUCUGCCCCAUCGGAGGCUGGUUUGCUACUGCCGGCUCUUUGAGGUUCCAGAUCCAAAUAAACCCCAGAAACUUGGACUGCACCAGCGAGAAAUCUUCCUGUUUAACGAUCUUCUGGUGGUCACCAAGAUCUUCCAGAAAAAGAAGAACUCGGUGACGUACAGCUUCCGACAGUCCUUCUCCCUAUACGGCAUGCAGGUCCUGCUUUUCGAAAACCAGUACUACCCCAAUGGCAUCAGGCUCACAUCUGCCGUCCCUGGCACAGACACUAAAGUAUUAAUAAACUUCAAUGCGCCCAAUCCUCAAGACCGGAAGAAAUUCACUGAUGACCUGCGGGAAUCCAUUGCAGAAGUGCAGGAGAUGGAGAAGCACAGAAUAGAGACCGAGCUUGAGAAGCAGAAGGGUGUUGUGCGGCCCAGCAUGUCCCAGUGUUCCAGCCUCAAAAAGGAAUCGGGCAACGGGACGCUGAGCCGAGCCUGCCUGGAUGACAGCUAUGCCAGCAGCGAGGGACUCAAACGCAGCGCCCUCAGCAGCUCCCUAAGGGACCUCUCAGAAGCGGGGGUCCAUCAUUAGCAGUCCUCACAUGCGCCGGAGAGCUACAUCAACACAAGAGUGUCCAUCUCGCCCACACCAGACUAUGCCUAAUUCAUCUUCCCUUCUGGGCUCCUUAUUUGGUAGUAAGAGAGGGAAGCCCACUCCCCAGGCCCACCUGCCCCCGGCCCCUCCCCAGCCGCCACCUCACCCACCGAUCCUGCCCCACCUGCAGCACUCUUCAGCUGGGCAUCAUCAGGGGCCCUCAGAGGGCCAGAUGCAGGCCCAGGUGCAUGGGCAUCACACCCCAUACUGCCACAUGCAGCAGAACCCACCCCCCUACCAUCACCACCACCACUACCACCCCCCUCAACAUAUCCAGCAUACACACCAGUACCACCACGGCCCCCAUGGGGGACACCUACCCUACGGGGCCCACGCUCAUGGCCAUCCGCCACUGCCCUCGGCCCAGGCAGGGCACGCAGCGCACUACCAUGGGCAGCCGCCCGCCCCUCCACCCCCUACCAGCAGCAAGGCAAAACCCAGUGGCAUUAGCACAAUUGUGUAGACAGCCAGGUUGGGGGGCGUCCCAGACUCCCUGGAACAACUGCACACCACACAGAGGCACACCCAGGAGGCGGCCAACCUCAGACCAAAUCCAGGGUACUUCUGUUUCCAUCUCUUCCCUCUGCUCCCCACAGCCUAGACGGAGCCCCUAUGAGCCUCAGAGCUGGUGUUUUAGGGAACAAAGCUCCUGACUUAUUUUAGUGUUGGUACCCUGGGCUCCACUCACCUCAGCCCAGGGAAUGGGCCUCAGCCACCAUCAGCCUUGAAAUGGUCCACCUGCCAAGUAGAUGUUGAACUGCCUUCUACCCCUACUUCAGCCUUCAGCUCUCUGCUCCCUAAUUUUACACGCAUAUGAAAAUCCAAGUGAGAUACAAAAAAAGACAAAACAAACACC